This is a messenger RNA of Periophthalmus magnuspinnatus, 2809 nucleotides long. RefSeq lists its product as uncharacterized. The coding region runs from base 30 to 2780 and encodes 916 amino acids. The record is from RefSeq and is a predicted model, not a curated record. The transcript is spliced from 10 exons. NCBI's taxonomy places the organism in Eukaryota, Metazoa, Chordata, Actinopteri, Gobiiformes, Gobiidae.
CAUAUCCAUCAUAUCGAUGCUCGAGGGACAUGGAUAUCACAAUUCAGAGAGGCAAUUAUCUUCCAGAGUUUGAACAGUGUACUGACUGCUGCCAAUAUUUCCACUGUCCCUUCUGCUCCCCCAAAUGGUUCCUGCCCAACACAAAGUCAAAAGUUUUGAUACAUCUAAAGAAGCACUUCAAUAGAUCAGUAGCCCAUGGAGGUUACACCAUACACCGGUGUUGUCGCCUCUGUCGAGACUUGCCACACUAUCACUGUCCUUACUGUAACUCCACUCUCCUGAGAAGAAAGGACUUUAAGAGGCAUUUGGAAAUGGAUAUAACCAUUCAAAGAGGCGAUACUCUUCCAGAAGUGAAGCGAUGUACUGAUUGCUGCAGUAAUUUUCACUGUCCUUUUUGCGCCCCAAAAUGGUACCGGCCCACUGGAAAGUCCAAGAUAGAAUUACAUCUAAAGAUACACUUUAAUCGUGCAGUGCGUUUUGCAGGUUACACCAUACACAGGUGUCGACGCACUUGCCGAAAAACAUCACACUAUCACUGUCCUUACUGUAAAUCCACACUCCUGAGAACACUGGACUUUACAAGACACUUGCAAUUGUGCAGAGGUAAAGAUGCAGCAGAGACUGCUGCUCAGUUCUUAACUGCUGAAGACACAACUGAGCCCGGUAAUGCCACACCAGUCAGCAACAAAGAAGAAAAAGAAAAGCCAAAGUGUGCUCCCCAGCUGUGCACUGCCGGCGAACAAAAUGGACAACCAAAUCAAAGCGUGCAUGUAACAGUUCAAAGAGGUGAUUCUCUUCCAAACCUUGAAAAGUGUUCUAACUGCAGCAAUAUUCACUGUCCAUUCUGCUCCACAAAAAUGUUCCGGCCCUCUAAAAAGUCAAGGAUUGUAGAACAUCUAAAGAAACACUUCAAUUAUUCAGUGAAAUUCGAAGGUUUCACCAUUCACCGUUGUCGUCGCACCUGUCGCACCGUGCCACACUAUCACUGUCCUUAUUGUAAGUCUUCAGUCCUGAGAACAAUGGACUUUAUGAGGCACUUGCAAGUGUGCAAAAGUAAAGAUGCAUCACUCAUUGCUGUUCAGUCCCCUUCAGCUGCUGAAGACAUGUCUAAGAUGGCCAAUGCCACACCAGUUUACAAAAACAUCACAUGGAAAAGGCCAAACUUGAAACAAAAGAAAAACACACAUCUCAAAUGCCCCAAAUGUCACUUAGUAUUUUAUAGGAAAAAUCUGAAAAAGCACAUAGAACGCAAACAUUCACUACAAGAGUUGGACAUUUCAGCUUUCUCUCAUUUGAAAAGUGAGUGUGUAGAUCCCCAGAAUGGAGUGUAUGCUGUUCACAAUAUUAUCCGUGGGGUUUCAAGGCCUCUCCAUGUCCAACUCAAAAUGCAGGGUGAAGUAGAGUGCUUUUCAUGUGAUUCUAGCUUGUGCCAAAGUAAACUUGAACUGGCACGGAGUGAAGUCAAGUCAUACAAAUGCAAACAUCUCCAGUCUGUUUCAAACUGCACGUCCUUCCCGUCCUCACCGGUGCUGCCACAAAGUAUACUUGCAGAAAUGGCAAGGAAAAAGUUGUUUGCAAAGAGUAAAAUAAAAGUGUGUACCGAUCGUCAAAUCCUAGCCAUGCAAAAUAAUGUGCCACUUUCUGUACAAUUGAUGAUGGGGAAUCCACCAUACAAGAAAUUUAUAUCAGUUUAUGAGCCCAAUAUCUCAGUUUACAGCCGACUGCGUAGAAUAAUUGUGUCAUGUAAUGAAGAAAAGAAUUUGUGGUACUGUCCUUGUUCCAGGACAAAGAGAACCUGUGUUCAUAAAUAUGUUGCAAAAUGGCACCUAUUCCAAACAGAUCGAAGUAUGUUUCAUAAUAAAGUGCAGACUCCUAGUAAACCACGAAAUAAAAAAACAAAAAUACCUAAAGCACAGUCAACUCAAACAGCAAAACUACUGUCAAAACAAAGGGCAGAAGCAGAUGUUGAAAGUGAUGAGGAUACGGCACUGGAAACCAUAGAAACAAUGGAAGCUAUAGAGCCCAUAGAUUCAAUGGUGGCUGCAAUGGAGACUAAUGUCACUUACCCACCAAAGGAUAUUCAAAUGAUCAGAAGCAUGGUACAAUACCUCCUGAUCAAUAAAAGGUUACCUGCACUUUUCCCUGAACAUCUCUCCGUGCCUGUGGAAAAGGACUACCCUCGACACCUGGCGCCCACUGAAACAAACUGCCUUUAUUGUACUGACGAGGUCAUCCUGAGUCAACCAGUCCUCAUCACACACAAAGCCAAAAUCCUCACAUACUCAAGGAUUCUUCAAGAUUUUUCUACCUACUAUAAAUUCUGUCCUCGCUGUGGAGUCCCAUAUCGAUAUCAGGAGUGGGGAGAUGGUCUGCAUAAUUUCAAUGACCAUUUACUUUUGGAUCUACCCCUUUGCCUCAUGAUCAGGAACACACUGCACGCCCACACCAGUUUUGGUCAAAUAGUGGAGUCUUUGAAGUCAAAUAGAGGUGCCUCGUUCCCGACAGCCGAUACUCUGCUCCGGGGGUAUCUCCAUUUUGAGGCCCUCACGGACAGUCAGAGUCAGUACUCCUGUGUCACCUAUGGCAACCGUCCACCUGUAGUGGUCAUGGAGCUCAACAGCAAGACAUUUCAUUUGUCAGGAAGGGACCUUGCUGAGCCAACAGCAGAUUUAAAUGGAGCGGGGGACAUGGACCACUUAUGGAAGGCAUUGAAAGAGGAAAGGAUCGCCCGUGGGCUGGUUUCUGGUACAAAGCAGCCUGUUUUAUACAAAAUAAUGUGAUCACGCAACUCUUAAUUAACUCUUAAUUU